Messenger RNA from Cynara cardunculus var. scolymus (artichoke), 777 nucleotides. RefSeq names its product NDR1/HIN1-like protein 6. The record is from RefSeq and is a predicted model, not a curated record. The transcript has a single exon. The coding region runs from base 1 to 777 and encodes 258 amino acids. Gene Ontology annotation, cellular component: plasma membrane. Lineage: Eukaryota; Viridiplantae; Streptophyta; Magnoliopsida; Asterales; Asteraceae.
AUGGGAGAUCACGCUAUAAACAAAAUACAUCCCGCAGUACCCGUGGGCAGGAGCGUCAAAAGCAAUCUCGUACCACCGUCUCACACGUCAUCAAGUCUCAGCCAUCACCUCCGGCCAUUGCCACCGCCUCCACCUCCGCCACCGCCACCGCCACCACCACCACCACCACCACCAUCGGUGACAAAAACCGAAAGAAGUUUUUCAUGUUGCAAAUGCAUAUGUUGGUCUCUGUGCAUCUUCAUCACUUUGCUCCUAAUUCUUUCAGCCACCAUUGGCAUCAUGUACCUUGUAUUCAAACCCAAAAUACCCAAUUAUUCUGUUAACCGUCUCACAAUCUCCCAACUAUCCCUCAAUCUCGACCUAUCCCUUUAUGCAAGAUUCAACGUCCAGAUCACCGCCACUAACCCAAACGAGAAAAUCGGCAUUUUCUACCAAAAAGGGAGUCGUUUAAGCGUAUGGUACAAGAACACGAACCUGUGCCAAGGUUCACUCCCGAUCUUCUACCAAGGCCACCGCAACAAAACCAUUCUCAAUGUGGCAUUGUCAGGUCAAAACCAGUAUGGGCGGACGUUAAUAGCGGCAUUACAAGAACAACAACAAACAGGCCGAAUUCCGUUAGACCUCAAGGUGGAUGUUCCUGUGAAGAUUCACCUUGGAAAGUUGAAGUUGAAGAAGGUGAGAAUUAAAGGGAAAUGCAUGUUGAUCGUUGAUAAUUUAUCUGCAAAUAACAAGAUCGGCAUCAAAGCAACCAGUUGCAAGUUUAAGUUAGGAUUAUGA